This is a messenger RNA of Microthlaspi erraticum, 3750 nucleotides long. The record is from the annotation of a GenBank genome assembly. Lineage: Eukaryota; Viridiplantae; Streptophyta; Magnoliopsida; Brassicales; Brassicaceae.
AUGGACCAUGAAGAUCAGAUUGAACAUGUCCUUGAGGGACUCCCUGAUGACUACAAAAUCAUUGUUGAUCAGCUUGAAGGCCGUGAUGUCACUCCCUCACUCGUUGAGGUCCAUGAGAAGCUCAUAAACCAUGAAGCGAAACUUCAAGCGCCGUCUGUGACUGCCUCCUCUGCUCCGAUCUCAGCCAAUGUUGCCACCUACAAAGGUCAAGGUCAUCAGAAAAACAACUACCAAGGUCAGCCAAGGUUUAACAAUCGCAACAAUCAAACAUGGCAACAACAACAGUUUCAACCACGACAACAUCAGAACUCACCAAGACCUUACCACAAUCAGGAGUCGUAUGCACCACGAGGCUACCAAGGCCGCUGUCAGAUCUAUGGCGUUCAUGGCCACAACGCUCGUACCUGCUCCCAACUUCCAUAUGGUGCUUCCUCCAAUCUCUCAGCUCAUCCUCCACCUCCGUGGCAACCCAUAGCCAACCUGGCUGCAACAGCUCCUGCAAAUAACUGGCUCCUUGACACUGGCGCCUCGCACCAUCUCACCAGCGACUUAAACAACCUGUCUCUGCAUCAACUCUAUAACGGUGGUGAAGAGGUCACGAUUGCCGAUGGCUCUCGCCUUCCCAUCUCGCAUACUGGUUCAACUUUCUUACCCACCCACUCUCAUUUCCUAACCCUUAAUGAUGUUCUCUAUGUUCCCAACCUUUACAAAAAUCUUAUAUCCGUUUAUCGCCUGUGUAAUGCUAACCAAGUGUCAGUGGCAUUCUUUCCUGCCCAUUUUCAGGUGAAGGAUCUGAAAAUGGGGGUCAGGUUGCUCCAAGGCCGAACUAAGGACGAGCUAUAUGAGUGGCCGAUGUCUAACAAGAACACCAUCUCUAUGUUUUCCUCUCCCACUCCAAAAACCUCACUUCCCUAUUGGCAUUCUAGACUUGGCCACCCUUCUCUCUCUAUUCUAAAAACUAUUGUCUCUCAGUUUUCUUUACCUUUUAAUGAUGCUUCCAAUAAAAAUUCCGACUGUUCUCACUGUCUCAUUAAUAAAAGCCAUAAACUUCCUUUUUAUACAAAUACAAUCACUUCCACAAAACCUUUGCAAUACCUGUAUUCUGAUGUCUGGUCGUCGCCCAUUGUCUCCGUUGAUAAUUUCAAGUAUUAUCUCAUCUUGGUGGAUCACUACACCCGCUACUCGUGGCUCUAUCCACUCAAACGCAAAUCGGAUGUCCGUAACACGUUCAUCGCUUUCAAAUCCUUGGUCGAAAAUCGCUUCCAGCACAAGAUACAAACUCUCUACUCCGACAAUGGUGGUGAGUUUGUUGCUCUCCGUUCCUUCCUCACCACUCAUGGCAUCUCCCACUUGACGUCUCCACCCCAUACGCCAGAACACAAUGGUGUUGUGGAGCGAAAGCAUCGCCACAUUGAUGAAACCAGACUCACCCUACUCCAUCAGGCGUCAAUGCCGAAAAGCUACUGGACCUAUGCCUUCUCUGCCGCGGUCUACCUCAUCAACCGCCUCCCGGCUUCUCUUCUUCAAAAUGACUCCCCAUAUCUCAAGCUUUUUCAUCAGAAGCCUAAUUACCUGAAGCUUCGAGUCUUUGGAAGCCUGUGUUUUCCGUGGUUGCGUCCGUACACCAAUCACAAACUUGAUGAUAGAUCUGCGGCGUGUGUCUUCUUGGGAUAUUCACUGACACAAAGUGCGUAUCUCUGCCUCAACAGAAGCUCCGGACGCAUCUACACCUCUCGCCAUGUUCGAUUCGUUGAAUCGGAGUUUCCUUUUGCCGUGUCUCCACCAUCGACAUCGACAUCGACAUCAUACACUACCUCCUCUUCCAUUCCCUCUUCUGCCCCUCACUCCAUUGUUCCGGUUCAGACUACUCCACUCAUAUCAGCUCCCCUUCCGGCAACCCCCGUUCCGGAUCCUCACCACUCGACGUCACCGCCACCGGAAUCAAACGAUAGUGAGAUUUCGUUGCCGGAGAUGACGAAUCGGAUUUCAGAUGCUCCGCCUCAGGUAGUAUCUAACUCGAACUUGGGUAUUGCAGGGAAUUCCACAGGCCCAUCCACCUCAAACCCGAAUCCAGGCCCAUCCACAAAUAGAAACCUUAACCUAAGCCCAUCUACAUCCAGAAGCCCAUCACCUGAUCCAAAGCCAACACCUUCACCGAACCCAACUCCAUCACCUGAUCCAAAUCCUUCCCCCAUUGUCUCACCAUCUCCGUCGUCUUCUUCUUCUGACGAUGAACCACCGCCUCAGCCACAAAAUCGCCACCCGAUGCAAACCCGCCGGAAAAACAACAUCACCAAACCAAACACCAAAUUUUCCCUCACCGCUAUAAAACACAAACCGUAUAUUCCCACAACCGUUAACCAGGCUUUACGAGAUGAGAAUUGGCGCUUUGCCAUGGGUGACGAAAUCAAUGCCCAAAUACGGAACCGAUCCUUCAGCUUAGUUCCACCACAACCGGGCCAGAAUGUGAUUGCUACAAAGUGGAUUUAUACCUUAAAAUAUUUCCCUGAUGGUACUUUUGACAGGCACAAAGCUCGUUGGGUUGCUCGUGGGUUCACACAACAGUACGGGAUUGACUACGCCGAGACUUUUAGCCCGGUGGUGAAGUCGAUUACGAUUCGCGUGGUACUGCAACUUGCUGUGUCUUCUGGCUGGGUCAUCAAACAGCUGGACGUCAACAAUGCUUUCCUUCAUGGAACGUUAACGGAGGAAGUUUAUGUCACUCAACCUGAGGGAUUCGUUGAUAAGGACCGUCCACAUUAUGUAUGUCGCUUACACAAGGCACUCUACGGACUCAAACAAGCACCGCGGGCUUGGUAUCAAGAGUUAAAGGGGUUCCUUCUCACACUGGGUUUUACAAACUCUGUCGCCGAUACCUCUGUUUUUGCGUACAUUAAAGGUACUGAUCUUGUUUACACCUUGGUCUAUGUCGACGAUAUUUUUAUCACUGGGAGCAACACUACUCUUAUCCAUCGGUUCAUUCAAGAACUCGGUAAUCAAUUCUCAUUGAAGGAUCCUACGGAUUUGAAUUACUUCCUCGGAAUAGAAGCCACUCGAACAUCAAAGGGACUCCAUCUGAUGCAGCGAAAAUACAUCUUGGAUCUCCUUGCCAAGACGAAUAUGGUUGAUGCAAAGCCGGUUCUCACGCCUCUCGCUGCUUUGCCACGCCUCUGCAUCCACGAUGGCUCUCCCAAACUUGAGAAGCCCUCUGAAUAUCGCAUGAUUGUUGGCAGUCUACAAUACUUGUCAUUCACCCGACCGGACAUUGCCUUUGCCAUCAGUCGCCUGUCACAAUUUAUGCAUUCUCCCUCUAAGACACAUUGGCAAGCUGCCAAACGUGUCUUGCGUUACUUGGCUGGUACAGCGUCUCACGGUAUCUAUCUUAGUGCCGACACACCCCUUAAUCUCCAUGCCUAUUCCGAUGCUGACUGGGGAGGUGACACCGAUGACUACAUCUCCACCAAUGCUCAUAUCUUGUAUCUCGGUAAGACACCAAUAGCCUGGGCUUCUAAGAAGCAGAAAGGGGUCUCUCGUUCCUCCACUGAGUCAGAAUAUCGAGCCGUGGCAAACACGGCAUCUGAAAUCCGUUGCGUAUGCUCUCUCCUCACUGAACUCGGGGUCACUCGCACUCACCCUCCUGUUAUUUAUUGUGACAAUGUUGGUGCUACCUACUUAUGCGCCAAUCCAGUCUUUCACAGUCGCAUGAAACAUCUCGCACUUGACUACCAUUUCAUCCGAGAACUCGUUUAA